Molecule: messenger RNA, 1227 nt
Organism: Impatiens glandulifera
Lineage: Eukaryota; Viridiplantae; Streptophyta; Magnoliopsida; Ericales; Balsaminaceae
Product: ethylene-responsive transcription factor 3-like
Exons: 1
Coding region: 165-878 (237 amino acids)
Biological process (GO): regulation of DNA-templated transcription
Molecular function (GO): DNA-binding transcription factor activity; DNA binding
Source: RefSeq, a predicted model, not a curated record
CUCUCUCUCUCUUACAGAAAAAAUGGCGAAAAGAAACAAAAAAUGAAAUUGAGACAGAGAAAGUUUUCUUCUUCUUCUCCAUGUCGUAAAGAAGAAGAAACCUUCGAAAGAUUUAACAUCUUCUGUCAUACUAUCUCAUCUCUCUAAAACUCUCUCAAGUCAUCAUGACCAGAGUUAGACCAACCGCACUGGUCAAGGCAUCGGAAAAGCCGCCGGCGCCGGCGAUACCUAUGGUGCAGGGAGGUGAUGAAAUUAAUGGAUCUGAUGCAGGAGGUAUCAGUAAAGAUAUUCGAUUUCGGGGAGUUAGAAAGAGACCAUGGGGGAGAUUUGCAGCGGAGAUCAGAGAUCCUUGGAAAAAAACUAGGGUUUGGCUCGGCACCUUCGAUUCAGCGGAAGAUGCUGCUCGUGCUUAUGAUACUGCAGCUAGAAAUCUCCGUGGUGCGAAAGCCAAGACUAAUUUCCCUUUCCCACCUUACUCUGGAUUUCAUCUUCAAAACCCUAACGAUCUGAUAAUGGAGAAUCGUCUCUAUCCUCUUCCUCCUCCUCAUCAUCAUCCUCAUCAUCCUCAUCAGCGUCAGAUUAUUAUUGCUCAGAGGCCAGCGUCGAGUAGUAUGAGCAGCACCGUCGAGUCUUUCAGUGGCCCUAAGCAGCAGAGGCUUACUGUUGCGCCGGUGCCGUCUUCCUCCCGUAGGUAUCAUCGGUCGCCGCCAAUCUUGCCUGACGAUUGCCGUAGUGAUUGUGAUUCGUCAUCCUCUGUUGUUGACGAUGGAGAUAAGGAUAUUGCUUGUUCGAGUUUUAGGAAAUCAUUGCCUUUUGAUCUUAACUUGCCUCCACCGGUGGAUGAUGAUAAUCUUUGCAUUACAGCUCUCCGACUCUGAUUGAUUGAUUGGUUAUGAAAAUGGUAUUCAAAUCUUCCUCCUUUUUGUUCUAAUGAUGAUGAGAUGUUCUAAUUGCUUGAAUGUUUCUUGCAAAUUUCAUAUACCUUUGAUAUAAUCUCUUUAAUUGUUAGGAGACUGAAACUUUCCAUUCCAUUGCAUUUGUAAGUCUGUUGUUCUUGUUGAAGAUCUAGAUAGAAAUGUAUAACCAGAGGAGGAGGAUUCAGCUAGAAUCCAUUCAGAGAUUUGCCUUAAUCAUCUUCCAUUCAUGAUGAUGGCCAAGAAACUUAUGCUUGCUUUUUAUGAAUUCAUGUAAUGUCAUCUUAGGAGGAACAUCUUUUAUUUAUUUGCA